Molecule: messenger RNA, 3653 nt
Organism: Strongylocentrotus purpuratus (purple sea urchin)
Lineage: Eukaryota; Metazoa; Echinodermata; Echinoidea; Camarodonta; Strongylocentrotidae
Product: N-acetylneuraminate lyase
Exons: 13
Coding region: 231-1181 (316 amino acids)
Biological process (GO): N-acetylneuraminate catabolic process
Molecular function (GO): N-acetylneuraminate lyase activity; 4-hydroxy-tetrahydrodipicolinate synthase activity
Source: RefSeq, a predicted model, not a curated record
CGCACCAGCAAGUUUAACGAAUUAACGUUGAUUAGGAUCCUAGCGAGAUCAAGGAGGCUCCAACAGUUUGCCUACCCGGAGCUCAGGCGAGGUUUCAUCUCUGGAACCGGUGACAACGCGUACUAUUACAUGUAGCCAGGUAGCAGUGAAAGCCAUAAUCUGAAGAGGAUAAAAGAGCCCGAUUACAGUUUUCAAUUUACGAACGUCAAGUACAGUCUGCAGAAAAGAACAUGGCCUCCAAUGAUAAGGCCACCAUCACUCCGCUGAGACUGAAGGGACCAAUUGCGGCUCCUUUCACACCAUUCCAUCAGAAUGGUGACGUUAACUUUGACGUCUUAGAAGAGUAUGCAGACAAGCUAGCUGCUGAUGGUGUUCACUAUGUGUUUGUGAAUGGAACAACAGGAGAAGGUAUGUCCAUGACUGUUGAGGAGAGGAAGGCUCUGGCUGUAAAAUGGAUAGCCCUAGGCAAAACAAGAUUUCAGUCAGUUAUUGUCCAUGUCGGAGCUGCCAACUUGAAGGACAUACAAGAAUUAGGCAAGCAUGCAGAGCAGCAUGGAGCCACUGCCAUAUCAACCCUACCUCCCCUCUUCUACAAGCCUUCAAAUGUUGAGGGUAUGGUGCAUUUCUUGGAGCAGGUAGCAGCGGCUGCUCCCAAAACUCCUUUCUUCUACUACCACAAUCCAUCAAUGGUUGGUAGUAAUGCAUUUUCUAUGGAAACUCUAGUGAAAGAAAUAUUCUCUUCAAAGCGCAUUCCGACACUCUGUGGCGUCAAGUAUACAUCCAAGGACCUGUACGAAUACGGACGAUGUUACGCAAAGCACGCCAGCUCUUGCCAAUUCAUGUAUGGCUGCGACGAGCAACUUUUACCAGGAUUGUCAAUGGGUUGUGAGGCAUUUAUUGGCAGUACUUACAACUAUCUAGGCAGAGUGGCCAAUAGAAUAAUGACAGCAUUUGAGGCCGGUGAUAUGCCUAGUGCCAGAAAAGAACAAUUCCGAAUCCAAGCACUUGUGUCUGUACUUAUAAAAUAUGGCGGUCACACAGGCACGAACAAGGCCAUCAUGUCACUGGUCGGACCAGAGAUGGGCCCCGCCCGUUCCCCUCUUCACAACCCCUCCCCAGAGGAGCGUGAACUGAUACGCAAGGAUCUCCAAGCAGAGGGGUUCUUUGAAUGGAUCCAGUAAACCUUUCACAGCAUUUUUCAAACGAAGCAACAACAAAGCCUUGUUUCGAAGCAUUCUUUCAUAAUUGUUUGCUCCUUCCUUCCUUCCUUCCUUCCUUUGGUGUGUAAUAAUUAUUCCUAUACUGUAGGCAGGUUAAUGGUUUGUAUUGCUUUUGAAAUCGUGCUAUAUCUCUUUUAUAAUUUUUGUUAUAUUUUCAUUCCUUGUACAACUUGAUAUACAACUCUAUCAUAUUAAAGUUCUUUUUUAUUGAUGAUUUUAUUUUAUUGAGAAAAGUUAAAUGUUUCUUUUGGGCCAUCUUUUUAAAUAUGUGAUCUAUCUUCUAAUCCAGAGUUAAAAACUUUAUUUUUGUGUGUUUGGGGUGUGCUGCUGUGACUAUUGGCAAUUUUGGAAAAGGACAUGGGGGCAGUUAUUUUUAAUGCAUUUUUUUUGUGUGGAAUGUUUCUGUGAGUGACGAGAGCUAGUCUGAAAUGCCAGCUAGAGCUCAAACAUUGCAUGAAAUGUUGACAAAUUGCUUAUACAAAAUUUGAAUUGUUCCAUUGUUUUGAAGUUCCUCUCAAAGGUAGUGGACUUCAUUCAGUUCAUUCGGUAUUGUAAAUGUAUGUCACCAACUUUUCAAGACAUUCCAUUGAAAAGCUUUUCUGUAGUACAAAGAAACAGUGUUAAGUGUCUGGUAAUAGGUUAAUGCAUCAUACAUGUGAACCAGAUUCCCAAUAGUACUUAAAUCUCCUUUAAUGAUUUAUCCAUGUUUUCCUGUUAAUAACUGAACUCAAUGCUGUAUUUUCCAUAGUAUAAAUGUAGGAUUCACUCAUUUCAAAUUAGCAAUGGGUUUAUCUUUUUAAAAAAUUAUACUUUUUUUUAAUGAAGAAUUAGUUGUUAUAUAUAUGUAUUUUAUAAAAUAAGAGUAUUCAAUGUCUUAUUAACAUUCCUUUAUAAAAGAAAAACUAUUAUGAACUAGUGAAGUGAAAUAUAUAUACUCAAACUUUUCAAAAAAACAAUAAUACAUCUCACGGGUGACAUCUCAAAAGCAUUUCUACCUCGUCGAAAAUAUGCUAUAAUAUGCUAUAAUAUGAUAUUUUAAUAGGACAAGUAAAGAUACAUGUCGAUUAAAAUCAUAUAAAUUUAGAAUAUAUGGCAGAGAAAAGAAUACAGAUUUUAUUUUUUUCGAAAAUUCUAUUUAUUAGCAAAUGAGGCAUUGGAGCAGAAAUUGGAAGCAUAUGUAAAAGAAUUUAUAUCAUCAUUUUUAUGGAGCUUACAGUUCAAGGAGUUGAAUAUUACACAGAAGCUAACAUAUUAAUGGGCAUUAAAUACAAUAAGUACACGGCUGAGGAUCACUCACUUCUGUAUAAUACAAUCAAGAAUUAUUGACCGUUAUAUUUCAUAUUUUUAUCCUUUUUACAGUUACUCUUGUAUCCAUUUGUUGAGCUAUAUGUAAACAUCCACCAUAAUUUUGUUUAAAGUAUUAUUUUUAUUUUUAUUAAGUUUCAGCUGUAAAGUUUAUUUUAUUUUGGAGAAGAAAUGUUGUUUUGUUGCCCGCAAGAAGGCAUCAAUCAAAGUAAUAUUACUUUUCCUGUACAUUUAUAUUUUGUGCAAUUGCGAACGAUAUCCACUUCAGGUACCAACAGAUUUAUGUAAUUUUUGUCAACUGGGCAGGGUUUCAUGAAACUGUAAAAAGUACAAGGUCGCAGAUAUCUCACUGAUCGUGUGUUUAUCAUAGGAUGAACUUGUACUUAUGACGAUUUAGUGAAACCACACCCAUGUCACACCAGUACCAGAGGCAUUCAAGCUGUUGAGGAACUUCCCCCAAUUAGGCAAUCAUUCACCUCACCUACAUCUACUUGUAAAUGUAAUAGUUGUAAGGAAAAUGUAGAUUAAUGUCUUGCCAAAGUAUAUGUACUUUGAAUCUGUGAUAGAGAUCCAAGUGUGUGACUGUUAGUAACAUUAAAAAACCCUUAAGAGGAGGAGUCUUCAAAAAUGUUGAAUGUCAUGUGCCUUCGAAAAAUUAGGGAGUCAACUCAUAGAAAAGUUUUCUUCAUAAAAUUCUAUUAGAUGAAUUUGCAAUUUUGCUUGUAUCUUGUCCAAUUGAACAAUUUCGUAAUGUAAUCAAAUUAAAUGCACAAGUCUUUUUUAAUCGACUCGUUACAAAUUAAUUCAUUCACCUGUUUAAAAUAAAUAAUUGCAUUUCAAUAGUCAGAAUGUGAAUUGCUUACAAUCCGUGUGGUAAGGUAGGACGAGCCAUAAUUUUUGUCCUAUCUAGCAACAAUUAAUAUAACUAAUUUGCAUUCUGUCUAUUGAAAUUACUAUUGGAAAAUCAUUCACCUAUAUAAGUAAAUGAAAAAGCUGUACAGCAAAUAUAGAUUAAUGUCUUGCCAAAGUUCAUGUUAUUGGAUUGUGUGUUAGCGAUUCAAAUGUGUAACUGUCAUUAACAUGUUAUGUGCCUUCAGAAGUUAUGGAGUAAAGUCAUAAAGGAAAGUU